Cyphomyrmex costatus is the source of this 443-nucleotide messenger RNA. RefSeq lists its product as uncharacterized. The record is from RefSeq and is a predicted model, not a curated record. The transcript is spliced from 3 exons. NCBI's taxonomy places the organism in Eukaryota, Metazoa, Arthropoda, Insecta, Hymenoptera, Formicidae. The coding region runs from base 135 to 437 and encodes 100 amino acids.
AGCCGUUAAAUAUUAACUGAUGACGAUUAGAAAGCGACUGUUGCCGCCGUGUUGUAUCGCAUCGGAAUCCCUUCUGCGGACGCCAUAUUGGUACCGAUACUCGUCGGCGCGCGGCGUUUCACUCUUUUACCGUGAUGGUUAUAUUUUUGUGGAGCUCCUUGACGAGGGAUCGGUUUACCUUACCGUACAGGUAUAUACCUAUCACAGUUAUCAUUUUGUUAGGAGGGGAACGAAGUUUGAAGCCGGAGGGUUAUAGUCAUGGUUACAGAGCACACACUAGGGUACCGUUGAUAAGAGAAUCAGAUCAUCCGUUCGACCGCAAUCCUGGCUGUAAUCAACUAACAUUUUUUUCACACGGUCACGUUGCAGCACGCAUAAAACAUUUUCUUCACUAUAUUAAGCGUCGAAAAAAUUUAUUUUUGUACUUAAAUACUUGAUAAAUA